AUGGAGUACGACUCAAGAACAGUCGCCGAGCACAAAGUGGCCAAGGACGCCUGGAUGACCAUCCAUGUAUAUGAUGUAACAGAAUAUCUCCAAGACCACCCUGGUGGUGCCGAAGUCCUAGCAGAGGCUGCUGGCACAGAUGCCACAGAAGACUUUGACAACGCUGGCCACUCGGAAGACGCAUUCGACAUUAUGGAAACCUAUAAAAUCGGCGCCCUCAAGGGCUACAAGCCAAAGCCCCAGCGCGAGGCCAUUACAGUGACACCAGCUCCCGAGAUGGAGAAGCCGGCACCGGGCAAGACACACUCGCUUCUACCGAAACACGCAAAUUCUGGCCUCUUCUUGCUGGCCGUGACUGGCGUCUACUACGGCGCCCGCCGUCACGGCCCCCCUACACCGAGAUGGCUGCUGUCCAUCCUCGACAAUGAGACGCCUGGCCGACGUGGCUUCGGCUUCACCAAGGGUCUGCUGGCAGGCGCCGGCAUCUUUGCCGUCGUUGGUGCGCUCCUUGCACAGCGUUUCGCGCGCAUGGCCGUCCAGAGCAAGCCCUUUAGCAGCUACCCAGCACACAUGCGAGUGCCCGAGCCAGUCCAAGAGGACACACUGCUGCAGCGUGGCCUGCUCGACCCCGCCACGUAUUUGCAUCUCCCGCUCAAGGCCAAGGUUCUGCUCUCGCCCAACGUGUAUCGCUUCACAUUCACUCUGCCCACGAUGGAGACUGUUCUCGGCCUACCCAUCGGGCAGCACGUCGCCAUCAAGGCGGGCGUGGCUGGCGAGAGCGUAUCGCGCUCCUACACGCCCGUCUCGAAUAACGCGGACCGCGGCGUGCUGGAACUCGUCAUCAAGGUGUAUCCCGACGGCAAGCUGACAAAUAACUACCUGAAGAAUCUGCAGGUGGGCGACGAGGUGCUCUUUCGCGGGCCCAAGGGCGCGAUGCGGUACACACGCGGCCUGGCAAAAAGAAUCGGCAUGGUCGCGGGCGGUACGGGCAUCACGCCCAUGUUUCAGGUUAUCCGCGCCAUUUGCGAGGACGACCGGGACUUGACGCAGGUGAGCCUCAUUUACGCCAACAAGACGGAGCAGGACAUUUUGCUGCGCAAGGAGCUCGACACGUUUGCGCGCCGCUACCCCAAGCAGUUUAAAGUCUUUUACCUUUUGGACAACCCGCCCGAAGAUUGGGCGUAUGGAGAGGGGUACUGCACGCAGGAGCUCAUCGAGGAGAAGCUGCCAAGCGCGAGCACCGAUACCAAGAUGAUGCUGUGCGGUCCUCCGGAUAUGGUGAGUGCGGCCAAGAAUGCCUUGGUGAAUUUGGGGUUUGAAAAGCCUGGUGCAAUGCCGAAAAUGACGGAUCAGAUUUUUCUCUUUUAG
Messenger RNA from Beauveria bassiana ARSEF 2860, 1368 nucleotides. RefSeq names its product Riboflavin synthase-like beta-barrel. The coding region runs from base 1 to 1368 and encodes 455 amino acids. Gene Ontology annotation, molecular function: heme binding; oxidoreductase activity. Gene Ontology annotation, cellular component: endoplasmic reticulum. Lineage: Eukaryota; Fungi; Ascomycota; Sordariomycetes; Hypocreales; Cordycipitaceae. The record is from RefSeq and is a predicted model, not a curated record. The transcript has 2 exons.